This is a messenger RNA of Malassezia sympodialis ATCC 42132, 2925 nucleotides long. RefSeq lists its product as uncharacterized. The record is from RefSeq and is a predicted model, not a curated record. Gene Ontology annotation, biological process: protein import into nucleus. Gene Ontology annotation, molecular function: small GTPase binding. Lineage: Eukaryota; Fungi; Basidiomycota; Malasseziomycetes; Malasseziales; Malasseziaceae. Bases 1 to 2925 code for a protein of 974 amino acids. The transcript has 2 exons. Gene Ontology annotation, cellular component: cytosol; nuclear envelope.
AUGGAUGCGCUGGUGACCUGUCUGGGGGCGACGCUAUCAGCGGAGCGCGCGGAGCGCGAGCCCGCGGAGCGCAUGCUCACAGAGCAUGCAUACCCGCGGCACGACGCUGACGGCGCGUUUGGGCUCCAGCUCGCGCAGGUCCUGCAUACACCGUCGGUGCCCUUGGCGCUGCGCCAAGCGGCUGGCAUUGCGCUGAAGGCGUACGUGAACGAGCGCUGGUCCAUCUACUUUGAGACGUUUAUGCGUCGCGCAGCCGCCGCCGGCAUGGCGUCAGACGCUGCCGUGCCGCCUGCCAUCAAGGCAGAGAUCCGUGGCUUGCUCCUAGCGUCGCUGGGCGAUGCGGAGCGCAAGGUGCGCCUGCUCGCCGCGCAGCUGCUGUCGCUCAUCGGUAGCUGCGACUUUCCGGAUCAGUUCCCCGAGCUGCUACCUGCGCUGCAGCGCUACCUACAAGCGUACACGGAACAGGACGCGCGUGCGCCCGCGCAGGUGCACGGCGCGAUCCAGUGCCUCGCUGACCUCGUGCAGGUGGAACUGGACGAGAAUCAGCUGCUGGUUGUGGCGCGCGAGUUUAUCCCGCUCCUGCAGGAACUGCUGAGCGGCUCGUUCGGGCAUGUGGCGCCACACGUCCAGGCGCGCUGCGUGCUCGUGUUCCGCCAGUGCCUCACGUCGCUGUACAUGGCCAAAGACACGUAUCCUGACACGGUGCAGGAGGCCAUUGCGCGCUACCUUCCCCCCUGGCUACAGGCGAUGCAGGCCCUGCUGGCCCCUGCGUCUCUUUCCAGCGCCGACUGGCACGACGCUGUCGCAUGGGAGACGCUCGGCCUGCGCCGCGAGAUUCUGCGCACGCUCAGUGUGGCGUCGCGCUUUAAGGGCGUGUUUGCUGCGGCGGGCCCGGCACUCCUGGGCACAUGUCUCGACCUGCUGCAGGCGCUGGUGCCCCUAUUUGCGCAGACCGAGCUGGACAGCGUGCUGGCGCCGCCGACGCCGGCAGAGGGCGACGAUGAUGUGGCUUCGGAUGUACCGGCCCUCGCGAUCGCUGCCUUUACGCUUCUUGGUGACACACUGCGUGCGCCAAGUAUGCGGGCGCUCCUGGUCCAGGGCGGCGUCGGUGGCGAAGGCACGGCGACGGACGCGCUGCAUGCGCUUCUCCAGCUCAUGCGCACGUAUGCACAGGUAACGUGCGACGACGAGGCUGCGUGGGAGACGGACGCGGAUGCGUUUAUCGAGGGCGACGACGAGGACCAUAUGGGGGCGACGCUGCGCACGGCUGCGAUGGACCUGCUCGAGCAGCUGCUCGAGGACUACCCGCUGCCCGUGCUGCGUGUGCUGCGUGUGGCUCUGGAUUCGCUCGCACACACGGACCGCACAGAGGCCGCCUGGUGGAAGCCGCUCGAGGCGCAGCUCCUCCUGCUUGGCUCGUCGCACGAGGCCAUUGAGGAGCUUGUGGAGGAGCGCUCCGACGAUUCGCUCCUGUCGAUCCCCGCGGUGCUGGCAUCGGUCGUGCUCCCCCACCUGGCGGCGCCGGCGCCGGCGCUCCUCCGCGGGCGCUGCUUUGUGGUAGGAUCGCAAUAUGCGUCGGAGCUGCCGCCUGAGCUCGCGCAGCGCCUCUUCCACGCAGCGCUCGCUGCGAUGCGCGCGCCCGAGGACGACGCGCCGCUCCCCCUCAAGCUCUCGGCGGUGCGUGCGAUCCGCAACUUGGGGCAGCGGCAGCCAUCGAUCACUGCGCCGGAGGCGCCGGCACUGCUAUCGCAGCUGGGAUCCCUGCUUCCGCAUGCGUCGGGCAGCGCGCUGGUCCUGCUGCUCGAUGCCGUCGAGGCGGCCGUGCCGCGCGAUGCGCGAGCCCUGGAUCCCUCGACGCUGCAGCUUGUGGCAGACGCGGCGCUGGCGACGUGGCGGCACCACACCAGCGAUCCCAGUGUGGAGCUGUCGAUUGCCUCGCUGCUCGAUGCGCUCGUGCGGUGCCCGGUGCCGGGCAGCCGUGCGCUGGCGGUGCGUGCGUGCAUGGCACACACGCUGCCCGUGCUGGGCAGCGCGGACGACGUGGGCGCGCCGGCCAGUGCGGCUGCCUUGCUGCGCAGCGUGCUGAGCGCGGCGCCCGCCGACACGGACGCCCUCGAUGGCGUCGUGCCUGUGUAUGUGCCGGCCGCUGCUGCGUUUCUGCGCACGAGCGACGACCCCGAGGCCGUGCUAUGCAUUGUCCAGGGCAUGACGACGCUGCUGCAGAAGCGCGCUGGCGAGCUGCUUGCGUGGCACGACGAGCAGGGCGCACCCGCGCUGCAGGUCUUGCUGCGGGUGCUCGAGCGCCUCUUGCUUCUCGACGACGAGUCGCUGUGCGGUAUGCCGCUCGGCACGCUGCUCGUGACCCUCUUUGUGCAGGCCGGCGAGGCGCUGAGCCCCGUGAUGCCCGCGCUCUUGCAUGCGCUUGUGGCCAAGCUGGCUGCCGCCCAGACAUCGACGUGCGUGCUCGCGCUGCUGUUCCCCGUCGCGUACCUUGUGGCGGAGCACACGGACGCGGUGCUUGCGCAGCUGCAGGGCACGCAGCUGGGCGACGCGAGUGCCCUCGAGGUGCUUGUGCGCGUGUGGCUGCGCGAAGUCGGGCAUGUGCACAGCUGGUUCGUCGGCAACGUGCACCUGCUCGGCCUGGGACAGCUGCUGGAGCGCGGCCCGCCGCUGCUGGACGAGAUGCGCGUGGACGGCGACGUGCUGCCGAAGCACGAUGGAGGUACGUUCGCUGCGCUGACCCAGGCAUCGUUACGCGCUCGCGGGCCAAGGGCGGUGCCGGCCAGCACGAAGAUCAUGCAGGCGCUGCUGCGCGAGAGUGCGGCGGCGGCGCCCCGCGUGGACCUCUCGUCCGUGCCGCUCGACGAUGGCGCGGACGAGUGGGACGACGACGAGCCUGCGAUCGAUCUGUUUCAGGGUGCGUAG